UAGUAUAGAUGCGGUUUUGUAACUAUUUAGUAUUUACUGUUUAGUUUGAAGUUUAUGGAUUCACGUCGGAUGUGUUAAUAACCACUUCAAAAAUUUAAAUAUGAAGCAGAGUAAUAAUCCUCAUCUGGAAAAAUGCAGAAAACUAGUUCGCACACAUCUUGAUUUGCAAUUAUUUCCAUCUGCAUUAUUUUGGGCUGAUAAAGCAGCUACAUUAAGUCAUUUUGAUCCAAGAGAUGUGUAUCAACUAGCUAGUUGCAUGUUCUUGUUAAAACAAUACCAGAGAGCAGUUGUACUGAUAAAAAAUAAAGGGUUGGAUAAAACUGAUAUGUUAUGUUACUACAUGGUCUUAAGAUGUUUGGUAGAAGCCAAAGACUAUACAGAAGCAGCUAAUAUUAUUAAUUCAGAAAUAAAUCCAACAUCAUGUAAUGUAUCACUUCAACAACAAGAUAUGAAGUCUCAUGAUGGAUUGACUCAUUUUAAUGUUCAAAGUGCAUUAUUUUGUAUUAAAGGAAAAAUCUAUGAAGCACUGGAUAACAGAAAUUUUGCUACAGAUUGUUAUAGAGAAGCUUUGAGAAAUGAUGUACAUUGUUACGAUGCAUUUCAAGCUCUUAUACAACAUCAAAUGUUGACUUCAUUUGAAGAACAAAUGUUAAUUCAGUCAUUACCAUGGAGCAAUCAUCCAAAUGAUUGCAUUACAAAACCUUUGUAUGAAGUACUGUUAAAAAAAUACCAAGAACCAAAAUUAACUGGUCCGUUUUCACAGUUUGAUAUACCUGUUGAAUUAAUAAUGGAUAAUCUGGAUAUUCAAGAGGCUGAAGCUGAACGACAUUACUAUGCUUGUGCAUACAAGGAUUGUUUUCAAAUUACAGAAAGUAUUUUGAAACAAGACCCAUAUCAUCCUGACUGUUUACCUAUACACAUUGCUUGUUUAGUAGAAUUGGAAAAAUCAAAUGAGUUAUUUUAUUUAGCACAUAAAUUAGUGGAUCUUCAACCUGAUCAAGCAAUUGCAUGGUUUGCUGUUGGAUGUUAUUAUUAUCUUAUAGGAAAACGUGAUCAGAGUAGAAGAUAUUUAGGAAAAGCUACUAAUCUUGAUAACACUUUUGGACCAGCUUGGUUAGCUUAUGGUCAUUCAUUUGCCGUUGAAAAUGAACAUGAUCAGGCAAUGGCAGCUUAUUUUAAAGCAUCACAACUUUUGAAAGGAUGUCAUUUGCCUCUUCUAUAUAUUGGUUUAGAGUGCUCAUUGACAAAUAACAUUAUUAUGGCUCAAAAGUAUUUAAAAGAAGCUUUGGAAAUUGCUCCAAAUGAUCCAUUUGUGUUACAUGAAUUGGGAGUUAUUGCUUUUCAAAGUCAUAGGUAUAAAGAAGCUGAAUCAAAAUUUCUUGAAGCACUUGAAAGAAUUAAACAGAUAAAACAACCUAUAAUAGCUAAUAAAUGGGAAUCACUAUUUAAUAAUUUGGGUCAUGUUUAUCGAAAAAUGAAAAAUUAUGACAAAGCUCUUGAGUAUCAUAAACAAGCAUUAGUUAUAUCUCCUAUGAACACAUCUACAUUAACGUGUAUUGGAUUUGUUCAAUCACUCAAUACCAAUUUUAGAGAUGCUGUAGAUACGUUUCAUAAAGCUUUAGGGCAAAAACGAGAAGAUACAUUUAGUAGUACUAUGUUAACGUGUGUUUUGGAUAUUUGCAUUGAAGAUCCCCCUUUAUUUAACGAUUAUUCAGAUGAGGCAACUGAAUCAUUGAAACUUGAACUAAGCAAAAAACUUCCAAAAACCAACAGAUUGUUAAAAAUGAAUGACGAUAAUGAUGUUGUACUACCAUUCAGAAACCCUAAUUUAAGACUCUGGAACAGAAGGUUAAAAAAGAAAACUGAAGAAACAACCAAUUUCCUUGAUCUUAUAGAAGAUAUCCCCCCCUCUCCUGACAGUCCUAUAGAAGAUACCAGUAGUAAUAUUAAUAUAGAAGAUACCAGUAGUACUCAUGUAGGUGAUACUAGUAGUGCAAUGGUUAUAGAUUCAAGUUCUGCCGCAGAUAAUUCUAGUGUUAAUAUGGACUUGUCAACAAAUAUGUCCUGGAAAUUCUGAUAGUUUUAAGUAAUAUAUUAUUUAAAAAAUUAAAUGGAUACAUUUUUAUAUCUAUUC
This is a messenger RNA of Rhopalosiphum maidis (corn leaf aphid), 2134 nucleotides long. RefSeq names its product cell division cycle protein 16 homolog (gene Cdc16). Lineage: Eukaryota; Metazoa; Arthropoda; Insecta; Hemiptera; Aphididae. Gene Ontology annotation, biological process: cell division. The record is from RefSeq and is a predicted model, not a curated record. The coding region runs from base 101 to 2077 and encodes 658 amino acids. The transcript has 10 exons. Gene Ontology annotation, molecular function: protein binding.